This is a messenger RNA of Brugia pahangi, 810 nucleotides long. NCBI's taxonomy places the organism in Eukaryota, Metazoa, Nematoda, Chromadorea, Rhabditida, Onchocercidae. The record is from the annotation of a GenBank genome assembly.
AUGAAUGUACCAGCUGAUUUGAGUGUUUAUUUUCCUGAUAUGCCAAUACAAAGGUUAAAUGAUGUGAUGCUCAGACAACUUAAUCCACGAAAAUGUUGGAUUGUUGAAAAAACAAUCAAUAAUAUGGGAGCACUUUCUAUAGCUGCACAAGGAUUAAAACGUGUUCUUACCACCUAUGAUAAGAUAAUCAAUUCAGACGAUGGUCAAGUGCUUUAUUUGUUGUGGAGAAAAAAUCCAAAUAAUAAGAAUGCAAGUGUAAUAAUAGGUUUGUUAAAAAUUGGCUAUAAAAAUUUGUACCUAACGGAUGAAUCUAUGCAAACUUUUCAAGUAUCACCAUUAUGUGUGCUUGAUUUUUAUGUUCAUGAUACUCUUCAACGACAAGGAUAUGGACAUGCUCUAUUUGAUUAUAUGUUAAAACAGGAAAAUUCAUCGGCAGAAAAUGUUGCAAUUGAUAAGCCAUCUCAAUCAUUGUUACAAUUUAUGAAUAAGCAUUAUCAUUUAAAUGAACCAAUAUGGCAAGUUACCAAUUUUGUUGUUUAUCCACCAUUUUUUGAUAAUAUCAAAUUAUGCAAUUCCUCGACAUCCACCAAUAAAUUAUGUGCAAAAUCAGCAAAAGCAGAAAUUGAAAAUGCAAAUAAACAGCAGCAGCAACAGCAGCAGUCUUACGGAACAUCUAACAUUCGUUAUCGUGGACAAGUUGAUAAUCUAAUCCGUGAUAAUGCUAUGAUAGGAAGACGGACCGUUGUGGAUCCGGAAACGGCUCAAGGAAGAAAAAUAUGUCGUGAUUUUGAGCAUCAAUCGAUAUGGUAA